AAGGAAGUUUAAAAGACCUGUUUUAAAGGACUGCCUGGUCUCAGCGCUGUCUUCUGUUUUGUAAUUUGCUUUGUUUUCACCAUGUGAAACUGAAAAUCCCUUAGUCCGCUCGAGUUUCCGUGUUUCGGUAGGAUACAGGUUAAAGACGGGCAGCGCGCGUUCCCGCCCCUCGGUUACAGUCAGCGGCGCUGCGGGUUCACAGACUUCAGGCUGUGAGUGUUUCAGGGCUUCAGUAUCCUGAGCUGAAGAUCUUCUCACACCACUUUCCUGAAGGAGAGAGAGAGAGAGAGAGGGCAGGAAGAAAGCAUGGGCUGCCACCACAGCAAGCCGUGUCUCCACGCCUGUCAGAGGAAGCAGAAGAAAAACAAAGCAAAAUGUGAGACCCAUCAAAAGGAGAUCAGCGCUCAGGAUGGAAGUGGAAAGCUCCCUCUGCAGGAGCUGAGCACCAGCCCAGAGAAGCUGCUGGAGAGUUAUGAACAGCAGCUGAAAGUUCUGCAUAAACUUUUGUCAGCUUCUGGUACAGAGCGGGAGCAGCUCCUGAAGGACCAUCAGCACGGAGAGAUCUGCACAUUUGUCCACCGCAUCACUGAGAAGGUGAAGAGCGAAGUUACGGCUGAGCUCGCUGCUCUUCACGAGAAGCAGGCAAAGAUCUCCUCAGAGCAGCACCACAAAGAAACAGAAGAGAUGCGUCGAGUACACAGUGAAGAGAAGCACGCAUUAAAGGAGGCACACACAGCAGCUGAAGCCGCUCUGAAGGGGCAGAUUGAAGAACUGACAUCAGACUUGAAACUGUUCACCAUGUUGAAACAGAGAGUGAAGGAGUCCACACUGAACAGGGACCUUCGGAGAAACAUUGAGACUCAUGGCAGCCCUGGUGAAUUCUGGGAGCAGGAGCAAGAGAGUCUGCUAAUUGUCAUAGAGAUGAAGAGCGAGCGUUUACAGGAGCAGGGAAGCAAGCUGCGGCAGAUGGAGGCGCUGGUUGAGAAGAACCUUUCUCUGGAGGACCAGGUUUUGCAGGUUCUACAGCAGAACGAGGACCUGAGAGUUCGGAUAGAGAACUAUCAAACACUAAUACACCAACUUUCCAAGGAGCAGAAUGAGACACAGGAGGCUCUGGAGAAGCAGACCCUGCAGAUGCAUAAACUCAAUCAGGAAAAAGAGGAGCUGCUUUUUAAACUCCUCCACAGCCAGGACUCUCGCUCCUCGUUUCACAUGCCGGCCCUUAUUCCUGCGGAAGUGUCCCACAGCUAGCCUGACUGGCCUUCUCUCAGACUGGAGUGGACUUUACUCACCAAAGCCUUGCCAUUGACUCCAGUGUUUUGUUACUUGUGCCUCAAUUUUUACCUUGUUGCUGCUGUUGAUUUCUAUACAAGCAACUGUUUUCAAGAAGCAGUGGACAUUACGCCUCGUCGAAACUGACUUACAGCAUCCGUUUUACUGUCAGUCUUUGGAAAACUGAUGUAAUGGUUGUAUUUGUAUUUUACGUUUUGGUUUUAUUUAAUUUUAUUCAAUGCUCUGAUGCAUUUUGGAAUAGUCAUAAUAUACCAAUAAUGCUGUAUAGAUAUAAUGGUAAUCUGCUACUUUGCUGGUGAUUUUAGGCCGGCUUGUUUAUAGUCUUUAGCAUUAUGCAUAUGAUGUUGUCAAAUGACAGAGGUUCUCUUUAUUUCCCCCCAAAGACAAUCAGCCAUUUUUCCUUUUUGCCGUGCAACACUGUAGCAGGCAAAAGCACUUGUACGUGUAGUUUAAAAGCAAUAGGGAUAUUUUUUUCCAGAUGCACUGGCACUUUUGCAGCAGUAUUUUUCGUGUGUGUGUGUGUGUGUGUAUAUAUAUGUAUGAAUGAGGAUGAUUGUGGGACUUGUUGGUUUAGAACUGUAUGUUUGCAUGCUUACACCUUUGGAUGUGUUCAUGGAAGUGUCGUUUCUGAGCACAUGGAUCGUUCUGGUAGUUGAGACAUGACUGGUGACUCACUGGAGUGGAAUCAGUGUUUUGUUAUUUAGGCAAAUAUAUGAAUGUUUGCUGGGAGAGAACCUCAUAUAUUAAGAAGUGUGAGUGCAGAGCAAGUUUGGACAGAUGCUGGAGGACUCCUUUACUGGUCGUUGGUCAAUGGUGCAGAACAAUGUAGAGUAGUUAGUGCUCAAAAUGGCUGUUUUUGUACUUCAAUUGCAUUUGAGUUUUUCUCUGAUUUCUUUUUCUUUCUUUUAUACUCGUGUUCCCAUGUGCCUGUUCUGUUGUCCAUUUUCUUACCUCUGAACCAGUCCUUGUUGCAAUGGGCAUCCCAAAGAAAGGUGAACCUCAAUAAAACUGCAUCUGUCCAAUGUA
This is a messenger RNA of Astyanax mexicanus (Mexican tetra), 2319 nucleotides long. RefSeq names its product coiled-coil domain containing 69 (gene ccdc69). Gene Ontology annotation, molecular function: microtubule binding. Lineage: Eukaryota; Metazoa; Chordata; Actinopteri; Characiformes; Acestrorhamphidae. The transcript is spliced from 9 exons. The coding region runs from base 307 to 1251 and encodes 314 amino acids. Gene Ontology annotation, cellular component: cytoplasm; nucleus. The record is from RefSeq and is a predicted model, not a curated record.